Molecule: messenger RNA, 573 nt
Organism: Dunckerocampus dactyliophorus (ringed pipefish)
Lineage: Eukaryota; Metazoa; Chordata; Actinopteri; Syngnathiformes; Syngnathidae
Gene: fam32a
Product: family with sequence similarity 32 member A
Exons: 4
Coding region: 70-411 (113 amino acids)
Cellular component (GO): nucleolus
Source: RefSeq, a predicted model, not a curated record
CACGAGGUUUUACCGUACUCCAUCAAAACCCGAAGAAGACCAUUUUCCCAGCCGUUCUCUCUUUAAAACAUGGCGGAGUACGACACUGUGCAGAAAAGUGCCCUGAAAAUUAAGGGUUUAGGAAGUAUUUCUUCGGGAAAAAAGAAGAAGAAGAAGGACAAGGAGAGCAAGCGUCGCAUGGAGCAGGUUGUGACCAAUGACAAUGAGGAGGAGGUGAAGGCCACAAAGACAUACAUGGACAAAAGGACGCCUGCUCAGGUCGCUUUUGACAAGAUGCAAGAAAAGAGGCAAAUGGAAAGAAUUUUGAACAAAGCCUCCAAGACUCACAAGCACAGGGUGGAGGACUUUAAUCGCCACCUGGACAACCUGACGGAGCAUUAUGAUAUUCCCAAAGUCAGCUGGACCAAAUAAAUCUUUUUUUUUCCUAAUGCUUUAUUUUGGAAGGUUAUAUUGUGCUUGUGUCAUGUAUUAAACGUUGCUGACAUCAGUUUUUGAUAUGAAAGAAUUAGGGAAGAUGGUCUUGCUUUUUUAAUAGAUAAACCACAGCACAUGAUGGCAAACCCAAUAAAUGGU